This is a messenger RNA of Bipolaris maydis ATCC 48331, 1311 nucleotides long. Its product is annotated as galactose oxidase. Gene Ontology annotation, molecular function: protein binding; catalytic activity. Lineage: Eukaryota; Fungi; Ascomycota; Dothideomycetes; Pleosporales; Pleosporaceae. The record is from RefSeq and is a predicted model, not a curated record.
AUGGCCGAAGUAGCAGCAGGCGCGUGGGUAGCAGCAGAAGUCGUCGAGCACACAGCAGAAGCAGGCUAUGCGGCAUACCUGGUCUCCAAACCAACACUGCCCCUUAAAGUGACAUUCACGCGGAUAGCUACGGCAACAGGCGACCCAUCAGCACGCUCGUUGGCUCGCUCCAACCACACAGUUACAGUGAUUGACAACAAAGCCUACAUUUUCGGUGGCGACACCGCGAGUAAUGCUCUUGCUAGUAACGAUGUCCAUGUCGUUACUCUCGAGCGGUCUGGGAAGCCGGAAAUGGAUUACAGUAUGAUUCCCGCGUUGCCAACGUCUGAGAACCAGCAGACGCCACCGGCAAGAUCGAACCACGCAGCUUGUGCUUUCCAUGGAAACAUUGCAAUAUAUGGCGGCAGUGAUUCAAGCGGAACUCUUAUCGAUGAAAAGUCUUCUAUCUGGCUUUUCAGCCCAGAAAGAAAGACCUGGGAUCUUCUCGAACCGUCCAAGGGGGAUGUCGAUACUGGCACUAUUGGCCCAGGACCACGUCGAAACGCACAAUUAUUCGCAAACGAUCAGCACGUAGUACUUUUUGGUGGAAUCGAUGGCUCAGGCGAUCACGCAUCAGAUCUCUGGCAGUUCGACGUUGCAGCCCGUUACUGGACACAGCUUCCUACUGCACCGGUCGCAACAUCAAACGCAUCGCUGGCAAGCGGACAGCUUUGGUUGAUAUCCGGUAACGACCCGAUGAGCAGCCAGCUCCAUCACAUCAGUAUCAAUUCUCCAAGCGAAGAAAAGAAGUGGGAGUCUUUUACCUUCCCAACCAAUCCUCUCGCCCCUGGACCCCGAGCAAGACACGAUGGCGCUCUACUUCCCGUCACGACUGGCUGGGGCCGCAAUUACCUCGUUUACCUCUUUGGAGUCCGGGGCGGAUCUGAUACGGAAACGCAUGCUGUAGCCCCAGAAGAUUCUAAAGAUGCGGGUCAAAUAACGCAGUUUAGCGAUACAUGGGCACUCCAGAUUCCAUCGAGCGACUUGGAGCCAAAGGCGUCCAUGACACUAAAAAAUGCGAUCAACCCUGCAAAACUCAAGGAUGCUAUCAGAUCCGCUGUUGGUGCUGAGACUGGCCAUCUCUCAUGGGCAGAAGCAGUGGUUCAACUUCCGUCGGACAAGCAACUAGACGAGGAUGGAAAGCUUCAUCCCGGUCCACGAGCUUUCUUCGGCGCAGACGUAAUGAAGGGGGGUAACGGUGUCGUAUUCUGGGGUGGCGUAGACGCAAAAGGGGAGAGGGUAGGCGAUGGCUGGAUCUUGAAGUUUGACUGA